Messenger RNA from Actinia tenebrosa (Australian red waratah sea anemone), 2675 nucleotides. Its product is annotated as ras-related C3 botulinum toxin substrate 1. The record is from RefSeq and is a predicted model, not a curated record. NCBI's taxonomy places the organism in Eukaryota, Metazoa, Cnidaria, Anthozoa, Actiniaria, Actiniidae. Gene Ontology annotation, biological process: small GTPase-mediated signal transduction. Gene Ontology annotation, molecular function: GTPase activity; GTP binding.
CUAUAAAACGAACCACACCGCUUCACUAACCAGAGCUACUGUUUCCGUCUUAAUAACUGCUUCUUUCGACCGAAUUUAACCGUUGCUGGGGACUGUAUUCGUUGGCAAGGUCUCCUAACAGUUCUAACACCCCUCUUUGGAUUUUUGUGUUCUUUUUUACUGGCGUGAUGCAAGCCAUAAAGUGUGUUGUAGUUGGAGAUGGUGCUGUGGGUAAGACUUGUCUUCUCAUCAGUUAUACAACCAAUGCUUUCCCUGGAGAAUAUAUCCCAACUGUGUUUGAUAACUAUUCAGCAAAUGUAAUGGUAGAUGGCAAACCCAUUAAUCUUGGUCUUUGGGAUACUGCAGGACAAGAAGAUUAUGACAGACUAAGACCAUUAUCGUAUCCUCAAACAGAUGUGUUCCUUAUUUGCUUCUCACUUAUUAGUCCAGCUUCAUAUGAAAAUGUUAGAGCAAAGUGGUACCCUGAAGUGAGCCACCAUUGUCCAAAUACACCAAUCGUCCUUGUAGGAACCAAACUUGAUCUUCGUGAUGAUAAGGAAACUAUAGAGAAGCUAAGAGAAAAGAAGCUAAACCCUCUAACCUACCCACAAGGAUUAAACAUGGCAAAAGAAAUUGGUGCAGUCAAGUACCUGGAAUGUUCAGCAUUGACUCAGAAAGGACUUAAAACAGUAUUCGAUGAGGCUAUCCGAGCAGUAUUAUGUCCAACCAAACCAACAAAAAAGAAACCUAAAAUAUGUACUGUUCUAUGAUCACUUAAUUUCUUGAUUGCAAGUCAUCAUUAAGUAACUACUUUAAUGGUACAAUGUAAGUAUUUGUUAGCAGUCUUGUUUGUUCUACAACAAGUGUUUUCUACAUUGAGCAAUUUCUUAGAUAUGACAAAACAAAAUAGGUGCUGGUUCAUUAUCAGCACAACAAAAUAACACAAACAAUAUUGAUUACCUUCAUACAUUUUUCGCCAAAAGCUGAGAUUACUUUGAGAAGUUCACAUAUCAUAGAUAAUGUUCUUGUAUUUGAAAUGAUAUAUAUUUUGAAAAAGUGAUUUUAAAACUAAUAAGCAGCAUUUCUUCUAAAGUGAAUUAAUAUUGAUUUUAAAAAUGAAUAAAUUUUCAGAGAAUUUCCAAAUGUUCUACUGGUUGCUUAAUGUAAAAGUCAUUUAUAAUUUCACCAUAAGUAAAAAUAGCAAAUUAAGAUAUCAAAUUCAUUCUGUAAAUGGAAAGCCAAGCAAAUUAUUUUUCCUUCUUUUUUCUUUGUGUACACCAAAACGUUAGCAAAAAAACAUUUGUGUACUUUGUUGUAUUUCCUUGAUAUUGCAUUAGAUUUUAAAGUGUGUUGGUUGCAUUUUGUGAAAUGCAACCAUAAUCUCAUAAAACAAAUCUAUGAUUUAUUGAAGAAUAAAUUGGCUUGUGACUCAUUGCAUUUAAGAUUCUCCAACACCAUUUUGACUGUGUUUGGCAUUGAAUUUAUCUUAUCAGUUGAAUCCAGAGAACGCACAUAAAAAUUAACCACAUCUUGAAGUACUGUACUGCUAAAAAUCACUUGAUAUUAUAGUUCACAAAUUUAAAGCAAUAUCACAGUUUGGGAUUUUAUUAUUUGAUUGCUAUGACAAAGACAUUCAGAACUCAUCAGCCAGCUAUUUUUUCACUAGUUUACUUUAAAAUUAAGUGACUGUAAGCUUGUUUUCACUUUGGUUAGAUGAUUACCCAUUUAUUUCUCUCCAAAAUCUAUAAUGGGAAUCGUAAGAUCAAAAGUGAUAACAUUUAAGCUAAGUAAGCUCUUUUGCAUUUAUUAAGGCAGUUCUUAGUUUGAAUUUGAUGGAGAUUAGCAUAAAAGUACCAAAGAAAAAUAUUCUUCAAUUUGCCAUCCUUCUCUCUUUGAAAGUAUACGUGAUAUGUAAAAACAUUUUGUUUUAUUAUGCAUUGCAAGUAGAAAUUAUGAAAUAUUGAUCAUGAUACCUCCCAAAGAUUUAGCUAACGCCUCUAUUGCUUUGUAGCAACUUGGAAGAGACCACUUUCAAUGCAAAAUCAUUGUUGUCAAAAUGAUGAAACAAAAUUGCCAUCAGUUUUGCUCCCAAAUUUUCCAUCGUUUUGAAAAAUAUUUUUUCUGUAAUUUGUUGUAUUUUAACUACUUAACUCAAAUAACUAGAGGUGGUUCCUCAGACUUAAGAUGUGAUUCUGUACAUUUCUUACAAAUCCUUAUUUAGUUCUAUUAGACUCGGUUAAAAAAGAGGAAGUUUUGAAGCAUGACUGUAAAAUUACAUAACUUCUGGCAUGGUUAGAAAAUUGACUACAUUCUUCAAGGUCAUUGCUCAGCCAAUGAAAAUGCCCAGAACAAGUGAUGUAACUUUUCCAGUCAUGCUAUAAAAUUUGCUCUUUGCAAUAGUUAAAUUGUUAUUGAUUGUGAUGGGUAUGGAAUUUCUUCAAUAGUGGCUUUGCACCAUCAUUUGAUGGCAGCCAUGACAGUAGGCACAAUAAUAGUCUUUUUUCACUGGUAAACUGAAUUCUUUCCCAUGUAAAUCAGAUUCAAUUGUUCCUGCCUCUCGUUGUGGCUGCCAUCAUGUGAUGGUGCAAAGCCUCUAUGGUAUACGGUGUACAGCUUUGUAAUCCAUAGAUGUAAUUCAUGGACAAAUAUUGAUGUAGUGCAUUGUUGGAGCUCAAAUAUAUUUUUAUUAUAAACAA